AUGAAGCUUACGACUGCCCUCACUACGCUUGCUGCCGCCACUCUGGUGAGCUCCACGUCUCUAUUCGGCGAGUCACAGAACGUUAUCGCGACCGACGACGACAAGCUCUCAGUGCCCGGAAAGAAUCCUCUGAACUACUGUGCCGACCCAAAAGACUACAUCCUCACCAUUGAUCAUGUCGAUCUAGAUCCCAAUCCCCCGAAGCCCGGCGAGAAGCUUACCAUCUCCGCCAAUGGUACCCUCUCCGAGCAGAUUGAGCCAGGCGCCACCGUCUUCCUACAGGUUAAGUACGGCCUGAUCACUUUGAUCAAGCAGGAGGCGGAUCUCUGCGACAACCUCCCCAAGAUCGAUAUAGAAUGUCCUCUUAAGAAGGGACCUAUGACAAUCCUCAAGGAAGUCGAUAUUCCCAAGCAAGUGCCUCCUGGGAAGUACAGCGUACUUGCCGAUGUCAACACGGUCGACAAGGAGAAGAUUACAUGUCUGGAGAGCACUGUCUUCUUCUCAAAGAGCUGA
Cyphellophora europaea CBS 101466 is the source of this 513-nucleotide messenger RNA. RefSeq lists its product as uncharacterized. Lineage: Eukaryota; Fungi; Ascomycota; Eurotiomycetes; Chaetothyriales; Cyphellophoraceae. The transcript is spliced from 5 exons. Bases 1 to 513 code for a protein of 170 amino acids. Gene Ontology annotation, molecular function: sterol binding. The record is from RefSeq and is a predicted model, not a curated record. Gene Ontology annotation, biological process: intracellular sterol transport.